Drosophila biarmipes is the source of this 653-nucleotide messenger RNA. RefSeq names its product odorant-binding protein 59a (gene Obp59a). Gene Ontology annotation, molecular function: odorant binding. Lineage: Eukaryota; Metazoa; Arthropoda; Insecta; Diptera; Drosophilidae. The record is from RefSeq and is a predicted model, not a curated record. Bases 1 to 615 code for a protein of 204 amino acids. The transcript is spliced from 2 exons.
AUGCGCCUGUUCGUGGUGCUGCUGAUUUGCCUGGGCUGCUGCUCCUGCUCCAUUAGCGGGCUCAAGUGCCGGUCCCAGGAGGGACUGGGCGAGGCGGAGCUCAAGAGGACCAUUCGCAGAUGCAUGCAUCGGCAGGACGACAACGAGGAUCGAGGACGGGAUAUGCAGGGCAGACAAGGAAGCACCGGCUAUGGAUUCGAUUACGAUAGGGAUGAAGACGAGGAUCGGGACAGGGAUCGCAACCAAGGCAGCAGGGACAUCUACGGAAACCGCAGGCAAAGGGCUCUGAGGCAGUCGGACAGCAGGAACAACACAGGCAGCGACGGAGGUCAGUGUGUGGCCCAGUGCUUUUUCGAGGAGAUGAAUAUGGUGGACGGCAAUGGGAUGCCCGACCGGCGCAAGGUGGGCUAUCUGCUGACCAAGGACAUGCGGGAUCGGGAGCUUCGCAACUUCUGCACGGACACCGUGCAGCAGUGCUUCCGGUACCUGGAGAGCAGCGGAAAGGCCCGCCUCAACAAGUGCGCGGUGUCCCGGGAACUGGUGAAAUGCAUGUCGGAGUACGCGAAGGCCCAAUGCGAGGACUGGCAGGAGCACGGCAACAUGCUCUUCAACUAGGAGGAAACUCACCCCACUCUUCAGGUCUUCGCAGCGGU